Paramisgurnus dabryanus is the source of this 2100-nucleotide messenger RNA. It is a transcript of the gene mipol1, whose product is annotated as mirror-image polydactyly 1. The record is from RefSeq and is a predicted model, not a curated record. Lineage: Eukaryota; Metazoa; Chordata; Actinopteri; Cypriniformes; Cobitidae.
GGUCGUUCUCCCACCGGACCGGAAUGGCGCUUGGUGUUGUACACUGUAAAAGGAAGUUGCCCUGCAAAACUUUUUGGAUACAAUCCUGUCCGACCAGCCCCAAAAUGAACAACCCAUAACCUUGAGUCCAUUCAUGGGAAAGCUGCUCUGAAAGUGAAGAUGAUCAACUGGCAUGGAUACACAAAUCAGAACUGAAGGAUUCACUGGUUGAUAUGUACAAAGCUAAUCCCAAAGUCAAUGAAGAACUGAAACAAAGGUUUCCGUCCCCCGUAAGGCACCAUUGUUCAGAGACCACACCACAACUUGGAUCUUCUGAACAAGACUCAUCUGUGUCUCCAAAUCAAAGUUCAUCAAAAGCCUUGGAGGAAAAAAUCAUACUGGUUUUGAAGACUCCACAUCCCGGUGAAGGUUUGCCAGCCAAACCCCCUCCGCCUCCACCCGUACCCCGCACACCUGCAACUGAAGUGAGAAUAAUGGAAGAGAAACGGCCUCUACAGAGAGCUACAUCACAGCAGGAACAGGACAGAAAUGAGACAACCGGCAGUCCGGUUCACACACCUCACGUCAGCAAAGCUGCGUCUACUGCGCUCAGGCAAACUCACGAGGACCAAGAGAGAAACAAAGUUAUCAGUGACUCCAAAAAGCAAAUCCCAGUUCUGGAUAAAGAGAAGAACAUUGCAUUUCUCUUAAAGGAACUGGAUUCACUUAGAGACCUCAAUAAAAGGCUUCAGGACAAGUUGGCACUGAAGGAGAAAGAGUUGGAAACCAAACUGCUGGACUGUCAGCUACAGGAGUCUAAGCUGGAGGCCCAGGCCAGCGAGAGAGCAGCAGUGUUAGUGGAAGAGAUCUAUAAGGCUCAGAAGGAGAGAGAUCAGGCUGUGAUGGCCAGACUGCGUCUGGCGAACGAGGAGAGAGAUGAAGCUUUACUCCGGGCCAAGAAGCUUCAGGAGGCGACGCUGGAGCUGGAGAAUAUUAAACCGGAGGACAGUAAUGUGGACCUGGAGGAGUUGUUGAACAGAGUUAACAGCGCUGACUCUGCCCUCGAUAUCGAGCAGAGCGGGGCGGCCAUCAUCGAACAGAUCCAGAGGGCAAGGGAGCGCCGCUCUCAGAUCACUUCCGAAGAGAUGAAAGCCGUCAUAGAGGGGCGAGAUACGGCUUUAAAUAGGUGCAAGCGUCUGGAACAAGAGCUCCUCCGUGCAAAAGAGCCAAAGAGCACCCGUCACCUGGCCGGUCAAAACAGUCAGGAACGAGCGAGCAAGCUCGAAGAGGAGCUGGUGGAAGCCCAGAGGCAACGAGAUAAAGCCCUAGAGCUCAGUCGCACACUUGAAGAGGAGCUACAAACCUUACGCAGUGUGCUGCAGGGUAAAACUGAUGACAGCAGUCAUGACAAUCCUGCCACCUCGAACCAGAGCCAGACCCAAAUUGAAGCCCUGCAGCGUCGUUUCCAGCAGGUGACAUCAGAACAUCAGCACGCGCAGACUCAACUCUGCCUGGCUCAGGAACGAGAGAGAGAGGCCAGUGAGAAAGUUCAAAGGUUGGAGCGGUUGGUGGAGGUGUUAAGGAAGAAAGUUGGAACAGGCAGUGUCCGUACGGUGAUCUGACUAACUGGCCGCCGGGCGACCCGAGCAGACGGCCACAUCUGGUGUCCAGGCUGCAGCAUUUAACUCUGAGCAAACAGCCGAAGCCUGGCCUGCGUAAACACAGGCUGGAAGUGCCUUUCUGCCUCUCAGUCCUGUUCUCAUUGCAGGGUGGCUCAGAAACUGGAUCGUAAAUGUUUAACCUCAUUCACACUGCAUUCACCAAUGAACGAUCCUCUGUCAGUUUUUUAACUCUCACACAAUUCUGCUCUUUGGGUCUUUAUUAUUAAAAAAAAAUGCUAUGGGUCAGUUUAAGCAACCAAUCGAUUGGACAGUUACAUGGUCAAGUACUGAGAUAUGUUUUCAGCUAUUUAAUAGACCAAGCUGAUUUUUUAAAUAGUUUUCCUUAUUGUUUACUUGAUCUUCGGGUAUUUUUCAUGUUUUUUCUGAAAUUAAUGAAAAGGACAAUCGACAGUGCAGAAGCAACCCAAUCAGUAUUUAUCAUUCAAUCUUGUUCAGUAUU